Molecule: messenger RNA, 1110 nt
Organism: Pyricularia pennisetigena
Lineage: Eukaryota; Fungi; Ascomycota; Sordariomycetes; Magnaporthales; Pyriculariaceae
Exons: 2
Coding region: 1-1110 (369 amino acids)
Source: RefSeq, a predicted model, not a curated record
AUGCCAGCCGCCAUCUGUCCCAAUUCGCCUUCUCAAUCACCAGGCCACUCUGGGAACCCCAGAAAGCGCCGCCUCAGUCCCCUUAGAAAGCAUGUCGAUCUGAACAGCUUGGUCAAGCCAGUAUACAUGGAAAUGAAAACCGAGGCACAAUCCGAGUCCGCGCUUCCCAAAAGCGUGCAAGAUUUGUCUGCUCGUCUCGAAGAAAUUUCUGAAUUCUCUACGGCCAUCCUACCACUAGCUGCAAAAGGUGCGCUUCAAGACAUGGGCCAGCAGCAAUGGCCAGAACAUUCCUUCGGCUUCAGCACCGAAGAGGAAGACGAGGUCUCGAUUCGAGCGACCCUGCAAGAAUUACAAAGGAUUACCACCAGUACUUCCAUAUGUAUUCAGGAGGACGCAUCCGAAGCGGGCUGGAACCAAGACGUACAUGGUCCUCUUCUUAGGCUUGCCACCCAACCUUUUGCCAAUGUCCGCGGUAUUAAUAUCACCCAAGCCACCAUCCACCCGCAUUGGCUCCCACCAAUAAAGGCUGGUGCGUGGGCGGUACCGCCGGUAUCGUCAUCUUCGGCUACAUCCUCGGCAACAUCCUCGGCUGCGUCCUCGCAACAGAGCUCUCCCCUGUUUCUACAGCAGCCUGGCUCCGGAUUUGUGGCCCAGGAAAAAAUGGUGGACAUGGCCCUGAUUCUCAGUCCGGGAGACGAAACACCCCUCGGAAACGGCAUUCGGAAUGCUGUCACAUCAAUGUUGUCCUCUGGAGAAAAGACUGUCAACCACAGCGAGUACGGUCCACUUGUGUACAACCCGCUGGGAGUAAAUAUCAAGACCAAAAGCUACAUGAGUGCUGGAGACGGCCGGAUCCAGGUGGCCUUGUGGACAGCGGCAUGGUUCAACAGGCUGGAGACCUGGGUGUCUUUAGCUUCUGCUAUUCACGGCACUAGAGAGCUCAGCAUGUUGGAGGCCGUUCCCGUGCUGCUGGUCGAGGGAGCAGAAUGGCGCUUGUCAUUCUUUUGCAACCGGGGCAGCUCGUUCAGUCUCAUGAACAGAGGCGCCACAAAGAACGAGCAUCACCCGGACCGAGACCUCAACCCCCUCCAUGAAGAGGGUCAGGACUAA